AUGAGCUUUACAACAACACCACAGACUGGGGCUACGCCACACAUCCCCGCUAUCUCAGAAGCAGAUGCGCAACCGUCCUCGGAGCCAAGCACUCGUUCGUCUUCUCCACCUUUGAAUUUGAAUGUAGACUCCCGGAGAUCAGAACAGGCGAUGCCUGGGAAUACCUUCUGGGCAGAGCCUUUGUACUUUGAAUACUCUCCGAGUAUCACUCCCGACAGCUCUCCUCCUUACACGCGACAGACAUCUGUGGUUGACCUCGGGGUUCUCAAGCAGGAGCCAUACAUCACCUCCAAGCCAAAACCCAUUCAUGAGCCUGAAGAACUUUAUCAUGUCUUCUCACGCAGUAAGAAAUGGGCUAUCGUCAUCCUUAUCGGCAUCGCUGGACUUUUUUCCGGCCUGUCGUCUAAUAUCUAUUUUCCUGCUCUUGAUGCAAUAGCUAAGGAUUUUCAUGUUAGCUUGCAAGCAGUAUCCCUUACCAUCACAUCCUAUCUCAUCUGUCAAGCAAUAUCUCCCGUUAUUUGGGGAUCUCUUGCCGAUGCACUAGGGCGCCGCCCUAUUUACAUGGCGUCAUUUGGUGUUUACAUUGUCGCUAACAUUGCCUUGUCGUUUGCUCCAAAUUAUGCGGUGCUGCUGGUUUUUCGAGGCCUACAGGCGGUUGGAAGUGCAUCAACAGUUAGCAUUGGGAAUGGAGUCAUCCAAGAUAUUACACCCUCGUCAGAGAGAGGGAGUUUCAUUAGCUUUUACCAAGCCGUUCGUAAUUUCAGCAUUGCUGUUGGACCCGUAUUAGGCGGUGCAUUGUCAAACUACCUUGGAUUCCACGCCAUUUUUGUGUUCCUCUGGAUUCUCUCAUCGCUUACGAUUGUGUCUCUUGUGCUUUUCCUCCCAGAAACAAUGCGAUCUAUUGCUGGAAACGGAACUGUCCGACUCGGCGGUAUCUAUCGGCCGCUGAUCGAAUGCUUCGGCGUCAAGCCAAAAUACUAUGAGCAGGAUGCGCCAAAAGGAGCGAGCAGAAUGAAAGUUGAUCUGGCAACAUUCAUCUCACCACUGAAGCUGCUGGUGCAGAGGGACAUCUUGACCAAUCUGAUCUUCGGCGGUGUGGUAUACGCAAUAUGGUCCAUGGUGACAUCAAGCACGACGGGCCUGUUCAAGGAUCGCUUCCACCUGGAUGAGACCAUGAUCGGUCUGGCUUACCUACCCAACGGCAUCGGCACAAUAGUAGGCUCCGCCAUCGUGGCUAAGCUGAUGACGCGUGAUUUUCGAGUGUACGAGAACACCUACAGGUCCGACAACGGCCUUCCAAUGGACUACACGAUUCCUACCAAAGCCAUUCCCGCGGGAUUCCCAAUCGAGCAUGCCCGAUUGCGCAAUCUCUGGUGGAUAGUGGCACUCUUCGUCGCGUCUGUCACGGGUUAUGGCUUCUCCAUGAGCGUGUCACGAUCUGUAUCUAACCGUCCUGGUUACAUCGCGGUUCCUCUAGCUCUUCAAUUCAUCAUCGCGGCAACGAGCAACGCGGUUUUCGCUGCCAAUCAGACUCUCGUCUCUGACCUUUGCCCUGGGAAGGGAGCUAGUGCCACAGCUAUCAAUAACCUUGUACGGUGCACCCUCGGCGCAGUCGGCGUUGCUGUUGUUGAUGCUAUGAUCGAGAAGUUGGGGCCUGGGUAUACGUUUCUGGCAUUGGCGAUUGUAAUGGCUUGUUGCACGCCGCUUGCCGUGUUAACGUGGGUCUUUGGGCAGCGUUGGCGAGAGGAGAGGACUACGAAGACUAUAGAUUAG
Molecule: messenger RNA, 1773 nt
Organism: Diaporthe amygdali
Lineage: Eukaryota; Fungi; Ascomycota; Sordariomycetes; Diaporthales; Diaporthaceae
Product: major facilitator superfamily transporter
Exons: 4
Coding region: 1-1773 (590 amino acids)
Biological process (GO): transmembrane transport
Molecular function (GO): transmembrane transporter activity
Source: RefSeq, a predicted model, not a curated record